Molecule: messenger RNA, 1037 nt
Organism: Stegostoma tigrinum
Lineage: Eukaryota; Metazoa; Chordata; Chondrichthyes; Orectolobiformes; Stegostomatidae
Product: disco-interacting protein 2 homolog B-A-like
Exons: 8
Coding region: 5-970 (321 amino acids)
Source: RefSeq, a predicted model, not a curated record
UGUCAUGGAUCUCUGCACCAAGGGUCUCCCCUCUCAGAUCGAGACCCUCAAGGCCCGGGGAGUGAACCUGACCUGCGUCCGGGCCUGUGUGGUCGUGGCAGAGGAACGGGCCCGAAUAGCCCUCUCCCAGUCAUUCUCCAAACUCUUCAAGGACCUGGGCCUGUCCCCCAGAGCUGUCAGCACCUCCUUCGGCUCCAGGGUCAACAUUAGCAUCUGCCUGCAGGGAGCCUCGGGACCUGAACCUACAACAGUCUACGUGGACCUGAAGGCACUACGUCAUGACAGGGUGAGGCUGGUAGAGCGGGGAGCACCACAGAGUUUGCCUCUGAUUGAAUCUGGGAAGGUACUACCUGGAGUUAGAGUGAUCAUCGUGAACCCUGAGACCAGGGGCCCCCUGGGAGACUCACAUCUCGGGGAGAUCUGGGUGACCAGCACUCACAACUCCCUUGGGUAUUAUGCCAUCGAUGGUGACGAAUCUCUGCAGGCUGACCACUUCAACACCAAGCUCAGCUUCGGCGACGUCCACACCCUGUGGGCCAGGACUGGCUAUCUGGGCUUCGUUCGCAGGACCGAGCUCACCGACGCUAGCGGAGAUCGACACGAUGCACUUUACAUCGUUGGGGCCCUAGACGAGACCCUGGAGUUACGAGGCCUUCGGUAUCAUCCCAUCGAUAUAGAAACGUCUGUGUCCCGGUCUCACCGGGGAAUCGGAGACUGCGCGGUUUUCACCUGGACGAACCUGCUGGUGGUGGUGGCGGAGCUGGAUGGCUCAGAGAAGGAGGCCCUGGACCUGGUACCAGCGGUGACGGGGGCUGUGCUGGAGGACCACCAGCUGAUCGUCGGGGUGGUAGUGGUGGUAGACCGGGGAGUGGUCCCCGUCAACUCGAGGGGGGAGAAACAGCGCAUGCACCUCAGGGACAGCUUCCUGGCCGACCAGCUUGACCCCAUCUACGUUGCCUACAAUAUGUGAACUGGGCGGGAGGCCCAACACCCCCAACCCGGCACCGUCAGGCCGGAGGAGGGGAGAGCGCGGGACU